This is a messenger RNA of Aedes aegypti (yellow fever mosquito), 3452 nucleotides long. It is a transcript of the gene Rhau, whose product is annotated as ATP-dependent RNA helicase DHX36. Lineage: Eukaryota; Metazoa; Arthropoda; Insecta; Diptera; Culicidae. The transcript has 5 exons. The record is from RefSeq and is a predicted model, not a curated record. Gene Ontology annotation, molecular function: ATP binding; DNA helicase activity; G-quadruplex RNA binding. Gene Ontology annotation, cellular component: intracellular anatomical structure; cytoplasm; nucleus. Bases 201 to 3359 code for a protein of 1052 amino acids.
GUGUGUAAUAAACAAAACGCAAAACGUCAAACUUUUAUGUUGCGCGAGUGCUUUUUUUCGUUUUCAUCAUCGUGUUGUGUGUCCGCGAAAAAGAUUUCAAAAUAUCGUGGAAAAUAGCUCGCCAAAAGUAGCGAAACCUUUCUCCGCUCGAAGCAUACGCCGUGUUGGUGCGGAACGCCGAUUUGCCUCACCGGGAAUCAAUGUCCGACUGCGAGGAAUCGCUGGAGAGUCGACUUGCGAAAUUUCGUCUCGAUAGGGAAUUGACACAACAGGACUCAGCGGUCGGAGGUGCCGUGCAGGUUGAUAUGAAUCGUAGUCCCUUUGGCGGGGAUGGAGGAAACGGUGGCGGUAGAUUUCAUGGCCGUGGCCAUCGAGGGGGAAAACAUGGAAGAGGAGGAUUUCACGGGGAUCGCGAUGAACCUUGGCGAGGUGGGAAGAAAUUGCGACGGGAUAAGGUACAGGAAAGGAUGGCCUAUGAGAAUGGGGAAGGUGGAGCUGGUGCGAACCGGUUCAAGAGGUUUGGUGAUGCGCGGGAUGACGAAGUUGUUACCGGAGGAGAUGAAAGGCCACCGCCAGGGCUGCGUGGGAAAGCUCUAGGUCUGUUCUACCGGGAUAGACAAACCAGGAAGAAAAAGGAGAAAGAGAAGCGAAAGGCGGUGGACAUCACCAUCCCUCAGUGGCAGAUUCAGGAAAUUCGGACACAACUUAAGCUGCCGGAUGGACAAGGGAGUGUCGACUUUUUCAAGCACUUCAUCCAUAACGAAGACAUCAAUUCUCCCUUUAGGAAUGAGUAUCUAAGGGUUAUCAACAAAAAUCUGGAGCAAAUUUUGAAGGAGGAAUCCCUGAAGAACGAAGUUCCUCAGGAUGAUUCACAAGUCGAGUGGAAGCAAUCAACGAACGAUAGGUUCUACGAGGAAUGCCUAAAGAAAGAAUAUUUGGGUGAAAUGAAGAGUUUUCGGGAGAAACUACCCGCAUUCGGAUCAAAACAAAAUAUUCUGGAGAUGAUUGAUGCUCAUCAGGUGAUCCUGGUCAAAGGUGAAACAGGAAGCGGAAAGACCACCCAAAUUCCGCAAUACAUUCUGGACCAAGCUAUGCUGCAGGGCAGGGGAUCCGAGUGUAGAAUCAUUUGCACACAACCGCGGAGAAUUUCGGCGAUUACGCUUUCCGAGAGAGUGGCUGCCGAACGCGGUGAGAAUCUAGGCAAGUCCGUAGGAUACCAAAUUCGUCUGGACUCCAAGAAGCCUCGCAACGAAGGAGCCAGCAUAACGUUCUGUACGACGGGAAUCGUUCUUUCGAUAAUGCAGAGCGAUCCAUGCUUAAAGGAUUAUUCUCAUUUGAUCCUGGAUGAAAUUCACGAACGAGACGUCAUAACGGAUCUGCUGCUGGGAAUCACAAAAAUGAUUCUUCCGUACAGGAGGGAUCUAAAGAUUAUCCUAAUGAGUGCCACCCUGACUGCGGACACAUUUUCCGACUAUUUCAACAACUGCCCGAUGGUAGAAAUUCCGGGUCUGACGUUUCCCGUGCAGGAGUUCUAUCUGGAAGAUGUUGUAGCCGAGCUAAACUUCCACCAUUUCGAAGGUCAACAGGUUAAAAGAAACUACCGCAGCCGCGAUCACUACAAUAUGCAGUUCUUCGACAUGAUCGAUCCGUACCUACCGGAACUCCGUGCGCAUUAUUCCGCUCAAGUUUUGCGAACGAUCAGCAGUCCGCAAAGCGAAACCUGCCAGAAUGAUCUCAUAGUCGAACUCAUUUGCCAUAUCACAUAUUCUAAACCAGAAGGAGCGAUCCUUGUGUUCCUCCCGAGCCUAGCUCAAAUAACGGAAGUUCACAAACUUCUCACCAGUCAUCGUCGAUUGUCACAGAUGUCGACGCUAAUCUACCCGUUGCAUUCAAAAGUUCCUCAACUCGACCAGAAAGCGGUGUUCUCCCGUCCCAGACCAGGCACCCGAAAAGUGAUCCUCGCAACAAACAUCGCCGAAACGUCCAUCACGAUCGAUGACGUGGUCUACGUUAUAAACGCUGGCAGACAUAAGAUCAACAUGUACGAGGAUGGCAUCUCGUCUCUUCGUGACGAAUGGAUCUCAAUUUCCAACGAAAUCCAACGGAAAGGUCGAGCUGGCCGCGUUCAACCGGGCGUCUGCUAUCAUCUGUAUACCAGAGCUCGCCGGAAUGUCCUGCUGCAAAACACCCCACCGGAAAUCCUCCGAGUAGCAUUGGACGAAGUAAUUCUGCAUAUCAAAAUCCUUGCUCUGGGAGACGCCCGCCGAUUCCUGGAAAAACUACUCGAUCGUCCCUCUGAUGCGGUUAUCGAAGAAUCUCUAGAACUCCUGAAUCGCCUCAACGCCAUCGAUGACAACGAAACGCUAACUCCGCUAGGGUACCACCUCGCACGUCUCCCGAUGGAUCCUCGAACCGGAAAAAUGGUUCUCCUCUCCAGUAUCUUCAGCUGUACCGACCCGAUCACCUCAAUAGCGGCAAGUCUUUCGUUCAAAGAUGCCUUCUACAAGCCCUUUGGCAAGGAAAAAGAAGUGGAUCGCGUCCGGCGGCGAUUCGCCGAAGGCUUCCACAGUGACCACCUGAUGCUGGCCAAUGUCAUCCAUCAGUGGAGCCAACUCUCCUAUCGCGAACUUCCCGACUUUGCCCGCCGAAACUUCCUCAACCAAACCACUCUCAAUCAACUCUGCAGCAUGAAGGCGCAAUUUUGCGAAUAUUUCCACGCGGCCAAGUUCCUCAACCAUGCCCAGCCGGAAGCCCACAGCAACAAUCACAACUCCGGCAACGACAAACUGCUGACGGCGAUCGUCGGCGCCGGACUGUAUCCGAAUGUGGCCUUCGUCCGGAAGGUCAUUCGCAAUCGACACAACGCGGAUGGGCGGGCGAUUCUCGCCAUCGAAGGACAAGGACGGGCCACGAUCCAUCCGUCGUCCGUGAACAGCACCCUGGGGAAUUACGACUCGAACUUCGUGGUUUACUACGACAAGCAGAAGAUAUCGGAGCUGACGAUCUUCGACACGACGGUGGUCAAUCCAUUUCCGUUGUUCUUCUUCGGAGAUAAUCACGUGGAAACUCAUGAGGGAUUCGAGCUGAUUUCAAUCGCUGGACAUUAUUGCUUAAAAUGCAACAAGGAAACCUACCGACUGAUUCAGGAUUUGCGUGGAGGCUUCAACUUGUUCCUUCAGAAGAAAAUCUGCGAGCCAUCGCCGGUCGAUUGGUCAUCGGAGGAAGGGACUCUUUUGCGAGCCAUAAUCGAACUGAUUACAAUCGAUGGAAAGUUUGAAGAUGACUUCGACGAUAACGACGAUUCUACCAGCUCGUCAUACUCUCGGUCAUCCAUGGCGUCGAGCCGAAGUCCUGAGUAAAUUCGGACGAUGAUGUAAAUUAUUACUGAGACUCACGGAUUUUUUCCACGCAUUGUAUUCGUAUAAUGUAUAAUAUAAUAGAUUUGAAAUCAA